AUGACUCAGCGCAUGCCUUCCAAAGCUACGAUGGCAGUAUUUCAGGUGGAGAGAAGGCUGCAGCAAGCACGGUAUAUCACGUACCAUCAUUGCACCAAUGUACUGAGCGUGCUGUUGGAGACGCUGCCGUUGGAGCAGCGCGAGCUGGCGCUCGUGAGACUGAUGCUGUUGAUGUUCGAGGAGCUGGACACGCUGAUGCCCGUGGCGCUGAUGGCGCGGAUACUCUUGGUGCUGGGUGUGCAGCUGCUGGAGGUCGUAAGCCAGCUGCUGCUGCAGAUGCUAGGCGCAGUGAUGCUGAGUCACUGGUGCGUUGGCACCUCCGAUUCGCUCACUUGA
Phytophthora sojae is the source of this 336-nucleotide messenger RNA. RefSeq lists its product as hypothetical. Lineage: Eukaryota; Oomycota; Peronosporomycetes; Peronosporales; Peronosporaceae. The record is from RefSeq and is a predicted model, not a curated record. The transcript has 2 exons. Bases 1 to 336 code for a protein of 111 amino acids.